AUGUUUUUUGAUAAUAAAGAUAAAAUUGUUACUAACUAUCCUCCUGUCUAUUUAUAUACAGCACCAUCUCCAAAAGUUCGAAUUGAGUCAACGAAUUUCCAAAAUAUUACUGAUUAUUGUGUAAUAUGUGCAAAUGCAGCUACAGCAUAUUUACAAUAUUGUUGUUUCGCAAAUAACAAUGUUACUUGGAAAUAUUUCUUUGAAUAUAGUAGAGGUAAAAUUACAAUUGAUAGUUGUUUCAUUGAUGUAGAAACACCAAAAACAGAAGGAUCAGUUACAAUAAACAACAGAAUAAAAGAUAUAUCUAACAACGAUAAAUGCAUUAACUUUAUCAAGAAAAAAGAAGUAGACAUUUCAGAUCUUGAUGAAAAUCCAAAAUACAAUAUUUUUCUAUUUUAUCUCAUAAUCUUAUAA
Molecule: messenger RNA, 414 nt
Organism: Trichomonas vaginalis G3
Lineage: Eukaryota; Parabasalia; Trichomonadida; Trichomonadidae
Exons: 1
Coding region: 1-414 (137 amino acids)
Source: RefSeq, a predicted model, not a curated record